UGUUCGAUAUAUAUUUCCAAACCUUGUUAUGUAGAUAUUUGGAUAGAUUUCAAAUAUAUUCCUGUCAAUAUGAGUCCUUGUUCCCCUGAAAUAAGUCAGUCAUUUGUUUGGAUUUAUACUGCUGAUGAUCAGAAUCAAAUCAACUCGAAUUUGUGGUCCGGAAUGGACGUAAAAAGGAACACUUUGAGAAGUGAAUUUAUUAGCGUUGAAGACAACCAAUUUCUAUCUGGAUCAUUAAACUACUUCAGCCAUGAAGAUCCUGUCCCAUGGCCAUCAAAAAAUGUCGGAAAACUAAAUUAUAAGGCAAUUGAAAUGUCGAUCGAUAUAUUUAAUGUUACCAGUCUCAAGAUAAUAGGGAAACGUCUUUUUAUCCCGAUAACUUGUGGUUUGCGAGUAAGUUAUUUAUAUCAUCCAUUUUUUUCCGUUACUUGGGGAUCAAGAGGGACAUCAUUGGCAUCGAUGUUUUAG
Messenger RNA from Schistosoma rodhaini, 468 nucleotides. Lineage: Eukaryota; Metazoa; Platyhelminthes; Trematoda; Strigeidida; Schistosomatidae. The record is from the annotation of a GenBank genome assembly.